AGAAAGCAGAAAGGUCAAAGGUCCAAGCCAUGCCCGCCCUCACAAGCGGACCACCGUUCCACUACCAGUCCAGCAUCAAAGUACGGUCAAGCUUUCCCAGCAUAAAAAAUUCUCAAUGUAAAAGUUAAGUAAAUAGAAAAUCCGAUUCCCAGGAAUUCAAUUCUCAGCCAAACAAAUUCCAUCCUCAAACGAAGAAUGUCGACGACGCCGUUGCCGGGUCUGUACCGCAGAUCCCUCCCUUCUCCGCCGGCAAUAGAAUUCGCUUCCCCCGAAGGCAAGAAGCUGUUUGCGGAGGCGUUAGGAGGUGGAACAAUGGAGGGUUUUUUCAAGCUGAUAUCGUACUACCAAACGCAGUCGGAGCCUGCGUAUUGCGGGCUCGCCACCCUCGCUGUGGUCCUCAACGCGCUCGCCAUCGAUCCCGGCAGAAAAUGGAAAGGCCCUUGGAGAUGGUUUGAUGACUCGAUGCUAGACUGUUGCGAGCCUUUGGCAAAGAUAAAAGCUGAAGGCAUCACAUUUGGCAAAGUUGCAUGUUUGGCACACUGCAAUGGAGCUAAAGUUGAAGCUUUUCGAACUAGUGAAAGAACCAUUGAUGACUUCCGCAAGCACAUAAUCUCAUGUUCUUCUUCAGAGGAUUGUCAUGUGAUCACGUCGUACCAUAGAGGAGUCUUUAAGCAGACUGGAACUGGUCACUUUUCACCAAUUGGGGGCUAUCAUGCUGAAAGAGAUGUGGUUCUCAUAUUGGAUGUUGCUCGAUUUAAAUAUCCUCCUCAUUGGGUUCCUAUCACACUUCUUUGGGAGGCCAUGGAUACUAUUGAUGAAGCAACAGGACAUCGUAGGGGGUACAUGAUUGUUUCAAAGCAUCACAGAGCACCGUCAAUCCUUUAUACUAUGAGUUGUAGACAUGAUAGUUGGAAAAGUUUGGCAAAGUACUUAGUAGAAGAUGUCCCCCUCCGCUUGAAGUUAGAAGAUCUCAAAGAUGUUCAAAAAGUACUCUCUAUGAUAUUCAAAUCACCCCCUGCUGAUUUGAGAGAAUUUAUUAGGUGGGUUGCAGAAGUUCGAAGACAAGAGAAUGGGAGUGUAAUCGUAAGUGAAGAGGAAAGAGGAAGGGUCGCAAUCAAGGAAGAGAUAUUGAAACAAAUACAACAGACUGAACUAUUCAGACACGUCACAAGAUGGUUGGCUUCGGAGAAUUCAUUUUGUAAAGACAUCACAUCUUUGGGUGAUAAAAAUGGGUUACCUGAAAUUGCUGCACGUUUUUGUUGCCAAGGUGCAGAACUUUUGACCGGGAAACCCAGUGGAAUAUGCUGUAGGAAAACAAAUAUAAAGCUUUUGAAGGCCAGUGAUGAAAAGCCUGUGAUAAUGGCAUCUGGGACUGUAAUUGCUGAUGGCACCGAACAAGCAGUUGAUAUGUUCGUCCCUUCAUGUCAAGCUGAUCCCAGUACUUUGUGUGCUUUUGAUCAAGGUGGUUGUAUUGGAAUGCUUCCAUCUACAGCUGAUGUUUUAACAGUACUUUUGUUUGCCUUGCCGCAACUUACAUGGGCUGGCAUUAAAGAAGCGAAACUAGUGGCGGAAAUUAACAGUCUUGUGUCAACUGACAAUCUUUCCCCUCUACUUAAAGAUGAGGUUUUGUAUUUGAGACGGCAGCUCCAUUUCCUCAUAACAGAUCUUGGUGCUCCUACCCCUUCAUGAUAUUCUUGUUUUCUUUAUCAUGAGACGGCAGCCAUUUCUUCACAUAGAUCCUUUGUCUUUAAUUUUUUUUCAAGAUAAAUUGUUGCUGAAGGCUGCACAAAUAUCAGUUGAACUAAAAACCUUUAUAGUUUCUAGGCUUCACAAUAUCAAGAUUAAUUGGUAUGCUUGUGGAUAAACAUUUUUAUGAGUUUGCAACUCUUGAAAUAUUAACUAAAAUAGAUCAAUAUUAUUGGCUUGCUGCCCCAAA
Messenger RNA from Alnus glutinosa, 1936 nucleotides. Its product is annotated as glutathione gamma-glutamylcysteinyltransferase 3-like. NCBI's taxonomy places the organism in Eukaryota, Viridiplantae, Streptophyta, Magnoliopsida, Fagales, Betulaceae. Gene Ontology annotation, molecular function: glutathione gamma-glutamylcysteinyltransferase activity; metal ion binding. The record is from RefSeq and is a predicted model, not a curated record. The coding region runs from base 196 to 1689 and encodes 497 amino acids. Gene Ontology annotation, biological process: detoxification of copper ion; cellular detoxification of cadmium ion; response to metal ion. The transcript is spliced from 8 exons.